Messenger RNA from Limanda limanda (common dab), 5800 nucleotides. RefSeq lists its product as uncharacterized. The coding region runs from base 164 to 5407 and encodes 1747 amino acids. Lineage: Eukaryota; Metazoa; Chordata; Actinopteri; Pleuronectiformes; Pleuronectidae. The transcript is spliced from 24 exons. The record is from RefSeq and is a predicted model, not a curated record. Gene Ontology annotation, molecular function: guanyl-nucleotide exchange factor activity.
CACACUGGGAGAGAAAGAGAAAGAGAGAGAGAGAGGGGGACCUGUUGAUAUGCACAGCGAUGACUUACAGCAGCAUGGAUCAUACACUGGAUUAUAGCGCUUGGACUGGAUGACACUUACUUAUUUAUUGAAGUUUUGGAUUUCUUCUCUCUGGGUUUUCUAAAUGCUGUCACUGGGCAAAAUGCAGUCCAGAGCCAAGUCCCGGAGUUGUGACAACUACCUGAGUAUAAAAGACGCUGAGUCUUUGGACAACUGUAUCCAGAACACCUUGUCGGCCCUGUACCGCCCCUUCACUGCCACAGCCGCCACUGUCCUCUGGCAGCUCUUCAGCGUGGUGGAGAGACAGUACCGUGGAGACGGACUCCGCUGCCUUAUUGACUUCUUGCUUCCUGCCAAGAGGAUUCUGCAGAUCAUCCAACAAGAAACCUGCGUGAGGUUCAGGGGCUUGUUGUUCUAUCAUGAGGGGUGGCCGCUCUGCUUCCACGAGAAGGUCGUCCUGCAGCUUGCCCCACUGCACAAGGUCCGUCUAAAGCAAGGAGACUUCUACCUGCAGAUCGUUCCUUUGGGCCGCAAGACCGCCAAGCUCGUGAUAAAAUGUUUGUCAGCCAGUGGGCAGGCCAUCGCAGAGAUCCCCAUCACAGAGAGCAUGUAUGGCAGCGUCUUCACAGCUGAGUUCUUGCAGAAUGUGACCCGUGACCGAAACCUGCAACCACUACAGAACUGCCUGCUCACCACCGGUACCUCUGUGUACAGGACGCCGUGGAAGAACGUGGUCAACCCUCUGUUCGUCAGCAGCACUACGGACGCCAUCAUGCAAGCACGCUGCAGCAGGGUGGGCUUCCGCGGCCAACUCAGCACCUGCAGCACGAGCGGAUCCACGGGGACUCUGGACAGCCACCGCAGCUCCAGAGAGUCCCUGCACUCUCAGGGAGCUGACUCCAUCUUCUCUGAGCCCACCUCGCCGAGCAGAAACCACACGGACCCCAGCGGAGACGGCGUCAGUGCAGCGGACACUGCUACACCCAUCAUUAAGAUCGAAGGAUCCACUGAAGAGAGUGGGAUGGGACAGCGGGGUGAGGACACUGGGGGGAGAGGGAAAGGCUCCAAGAUGCUCUCUCCUAGCACGGACCUCAGUAACCCGAGUCCUCGACGUCGCCUCCCGAGGGAUUCUGUAGCUUUUGAAAGCAGGAGACUCUUCAGAAAAUCCUACAUGGAGGCCUUGCAGAACCCGAUGAGCCUGGGGUCCAGCUCCGAGUCGAUCCUGGAGGAAAGCCCUGAGCACAGCCCUGGGCUCAGAGAGAGAUCGGGGACAGCAGGCAGCAGCCCGGACACCCGCAUCUCCUCCAGAGAACACUUAGCGCGAAGGCUGGGUGGCCGAGGCUGGCUCGGUGGCGAUGACUCCAGGCCCAGCACACCUUUGCUUUACCUACAGAGGGGGUUACGGAGCGCAGAAAGACGAGCGGAUCGUCGAUCAAAGUCACUGGAGAGGACUAACAAGGCAGCACAGGUGAAAGGCCACCGGGAACGAUCCUCCUCCGGGGGUUCAGUCAACAUAUCACCCAAAAAGCUGAUGAACGGCUACACUCUUCGUUUUGGGAAGCUGGACGUGGAGGCAGCUCUUCCUGGUUCUGAGAGGAGAAGCAGCAAAGAGGAGUCAGGAGAGCGUGAUGACGGCAUCGGCAGUGAGAGCAGGCGGCACAGUGGUGAAGAGUCGCACAGUCCUAAAGCUGCCAAUGGGACGGCCGUUAGUCCGGCUUCAGCCUCCAGCUCAUCAUGUGACGGUCACUCAGUUCGGCCCAGGCUGGGGUCAGAGGUCAACCAGGAGCUGCUGGCAUCGGGCGCCGUGAUCCUGCCAGGAAACAGAGAUCGCGGUGGGCGGGCGGUGCUGCAGGUGUGCACGAGAGCUCAGGUGUGGGCAGGUGAGAGUUGCACGGUCAGUGACCUCACCUGUUUACUGGGCUACUACCACUCCACACUGCGGAAAGAGAGGCAGGAUCAAGGUCUGACUGUUGUAAUAGACAGCAGGAGGCAGCAGCCGGUCCCAGCUCUGUUGUCAUCUCUGUCUGAACUGCAGGCUUUAGUACCAAAUGCACUUUACUCGGUUCUCCUCCUGGGGGAAAAGGAGGCAGCAGCUAAACCUGAACGAGACCUCAACCUGCAGACUGAGACGCUGUCGUCUCUGAAGGCCCUGCUGAAGCACAUCGACCAAACCCAGCUCACACGAGACUUGGAGGGCACCUUCCACUACGACCACAACCACUGGAUCCACUUCAGACAGAAAAUUGAGCCGUUUGCCAGCAGUUGUAGCGCAGCCAUCACGUCCCUGCAGGAGUCGAUCUGCACCCUGAGCAGCAGCGGCCACAUGAAGACCUCAAAGGAGGUGUCCGAGGUGAUGGAACAGCAGAGGAGUCUCAUGAAGUGUGUCCUGGAGGACACGCGUCUGAACAGGCUGCGUCUCGAGGGAGGAACUGUCCUCGCCCGCAUCAGGAAAGAAGAGGCCUGUGAGAAUGAAAUCUACAGAGAUGCUGUAGACACGUUGAAUGCACUGUACAACCAAGUAGAUGAAGAGGUCCAUAAGCUGGUGAUCCUGUCCAACAAGUCUCAGAAAGAGUUAGAGAGUCUGCUGGAGGUGCGCAAGUUUGAGGAGCAAACGCAACAGAUCAAGCUCUGGUUCAGUGUGGAGGGAGAGAAGCAACUCGUACCUCUGGAGUCACUGACUCUGUCUGUGGCCAAAAUCAACGAGAUGAGAGAGAGCUUGGAGCAAUUUGUGUCUGAGUCUGUGCACCAACAGAGACAUGGCCUGAAGCUUGUGAAAGAGUCUCCAGAGUCUCUUCCAGGCUCAGCUCUCCUCGACUUCAAGCAGCAUCUGGGCUCCAUCCUGAGCAGAGUGGAGCGGAGGAAGACGCAGCUCGACAUCCUGACCAACCUGCACGAGUUCUAUGACUCAGCAAACCAGUGGAUGGACCACUGUCAGGAUUAUUCCCAUCACCUCAGCCUGGACACUGCAGGUGCCACUAUGUCUCCGUCUGUGGUGGAGAUCCUGCAGGAUUACUGCACCGAGGCAUCCAAGUUCUCCAUGGACAACUUCAGCAAUCUCAACGACAUGGUGCUCUCCCUGGAGAGUCCUCAGCAGCUGCAGAAGUGGAACACCGUGUGGCACCAGUGUCAGCAAACCAAACAGCAGCUGGAGGAGACUUUGGCCCGAGCCAAGGCGGCAGCGCGGACCUCCACGGCUGCAGUCACUGAGGCUCCUUCAAAGACUGAAGACAGUCCGAUCAGCACCACCGAGCCACGUGAAGCUAACGGUUGUGUGAUUUUACCUGGAGCGAUCACACUGUUGACUUUUGAGGAUAACAAGCCUCAUUCUGCCGGGCCGUUCUCCAAAAGCCCGUCCAGCUCCAUCUCCUCCUCCUCGCACUUCACGUUCUCGCCCGACAGCGACAGCAAACUGAGGCAGAGCCCGUCCAUGUUCGACGACACGGACAGCGACUGCACCAUCGACUCCACCAUCUCCUGCCACUCGGAGCCCGUCUACACAGGGGCCGCCCGCCUGCGCAAGCAGCCAAUGAAGAAGAUCAUGAAGAAGACCUUGAGCUACGAGCUGACGCCAAGGGACGGCAGCCACACAGAUGUGAGCCACAUUCACGGCUACACGGGCGUGUACAUCAAGGGUUUGGAGGUAGCAAAUAAUGUGUCAGCAGAGAAGAAGCUGCAGAGGCCGGAUGUGACGAGCCCUGCGUUAGGACGGAGCCGCAGCAUGUCCACGCCGUCCAGGGUUCAUACCAGACACAGUGAUGGAGACGGCAAGAAACAUAGCAGUAAAGUGCAGCACAUCAUGGAUGAGAUGAUCUCCACAGAGAGGGAGUACGUGCGCUCGCUCAGCUACAUCAUCGAGCACUACUUCCCCGAGAUGGAGCGGCUGGACCUGCCCCAGGACCUGCGGGGGAAGCGCAGCAUCAUCUUUGGCAACGUGGAGAAACUGUGGGACUUCCACAGUCGGUACUUCCUGAAGGAGCUGGAGUCGUGUGCUCACUCGCCGCUGUCCAUCAGCAGCUGUUUUCUCAGACACGAGGAUCAGUUUGGAAUGUAUGCGCUGUACAGCAAGAAUAAGCCCCAGUCUGACGCUCUGCUCAGCAGCCACGGCAACGAAUUCUUUAAGAAUAAGCAGCUGGAGCUGGAGGACAAGAUGGACCUGGCGUCCUACUUGCUGAAGCCCAUUCAGAGGAUGAGUAAAUACGCCCUGCUGCUGAAAGACCUGAUAAAGGAGUGCAGCCAGACCCAGGAGCAGGAGCUGAGUGACCUCCGCACCGCAGAGGAGCUGGUCAAGUUUCAGCUUCGCCACGGCAACGACCUACUGGCCAUGGACGCCAUUCGGGGCUGUGAUGUGAACCUAAAAGAACAGGGUCACCUCCGCUGCCAGGACGAGUUCAUAGUCUGGUGCGGACGCAGGAAAUACCUUCGCCAUGUCUUCUUGUUUGAAGAUCUCAUCCUUUUCAGCAAGACCAAAAAGAUCGAGGGAGGAUAUGACAUCUACAUAUACAAACAGUCCUUCAAAACUGCAGAGAUCGGUAUGACUGAAAACGUUGGUGACAGCGGCCUGCGUUUUGAGAUCUGGUUCCGUCGGAGGAAGUCACAGGACACGUUCAUACUUCAAGCCAGCUCCGCAGAGGUCAAGGCUGUGUGGACGGCCAUCAUCGGGAAGAUCCUGUGGAGGCAGGCACUCCGAAACAGAGAGGUGCGUAUGCAGGAGAUGGUUUCCAUGGGGAUCGGGAGCAAACCUUUCAUGGACAUCAAACCUAGUGACGCAGCGAUCAGUGACAGAUUCAUCGACUAUAUAAUGAAGGGGUCAGAGUCCAGGACGAGAGCUUCCAUCGCCGUGCCCUCGUUUGAACACUGCGCGUCCAUCAAGAGACCCCACUCCACCAUCUCCAACAGCAGCACCUCCUCCUCCAGCAGCCAGUCGUCCUCCUCGCUGCUGGGCUCGCUCAAUCUCCACCUGUGCACCUCACCCUCUCACUCACACCCGUACCCGAUGGCCAGUGUUCCCUCCUUUGCCCAGUGGCCCUACGACUGCAUAGAGGAGGACGAGCUGGAGCAGGACACUGGGAGUCAGCCCUCCAUGAUCACUGAGAGCUCAGAGACGUCGUCCCGGUGCACGUCCAGUGAAAGUGAAACAGGACUCGGUAGCCUCGGUGUUCCCGGGCACCCCGACGUCGUCUUAGACUCCUACAGCCACAACAAUAACAACAACGAGCCCCCCUCUUUCCUCUGCUCCUCCACACCUCCCUCCAUCAUCACGUCUCCCUCGAUAUUCCAGAAGGACGAGGACCUCCAGCCACAGGGCACCAAGUUCAUCACAGCAAGCAAGACAUCUCAUGUAGCAGUAGGCCUCUCUACUGUGGUCUGACUGAGAGUUUUAGCUGUGACGCCCUCACACAGAUCACUACUUGAUGCCACAAGCAGCUCGUAUAUAUAAAUAAAUAUAUAUACACAGAGUCCAGCUCCGCAGCACUGAGACUUUAAUGGAUGAAGCUCAGUUAUUACAAGACAUUUCAUGAUGAUACUGUAAAUUGGAAAUCAACACAUCAUGCACAUUGUCAUGAUGGUACGUCAGUGGUCUGUACAGUUGUGUUUAAUGCGCUAUAGAUAAGAAUCAGUGUUAAUAUUGUAGAUGAGUUUUUUAUUAUGUAUUUUACAAAAGAAAAAAAAAGUAGCAGGCAGAUCCACACAGACGAUGUUUUAUUGUCAUGUUUCUUUUGUCACCAGCUCUGUGUUAAGACCAGUUUGUACAGAUGAUUAA